Nematostella vectensis (starlet sea anemone) is the source of this 2065-nucleotide messenger RNA. RefSeq names its product TLC domain-containing protein 3A. The coding region runs from base 150 to 1049 and encodes 299 amino acids. Gene Ontology annotation, biological process: lipid homeostasis. Lineage: Eukaryota; Metazoa; Cnidaria; Anthozoa; Actiniaria; Edwardsiidae. The transcript is spliced from 5 exons. Gene Ontology annotation, cellular component: membrane; endoplasmic reticulum. The record is from RefSeq and is a predicted model, not a curated record.
UUAUUAUGUGCUAGGACAGUUUUCCGGAGAUGGGAUAUCGAAGGUAUCCCGAAAAGGGGACGAUGGUCGCGCGAGCAGUUACGAUCUGUUGUCGACAACCGUUGUAACUGUCAGACAUCGUGAGACAAGCGAGAUAGCGGAGUGGGAAUAUGAUCUUCUCCCCUGGAUUGUUUUUCACGGGACUGUUUCUAUUUCCAAUUUCACACACUCUGGUAACAUACCUUCUGAAAUAUGUUCUACCUGGACUCAAAUACGUGGAGCGAUAUGGUGUUAGCACAAGAGUCGUAUCAGGAUUACAAGCUAUCGCAGCUUCUUUAGUCGGUCUAAAAGCUGUUCUCUCUUGCAACGAUAUUCUUCAUCAGAGAUUGCUGUUUGUUAUAGACUAUCUGAGUUUUGGCUUGUCCUACUUCUAUUACGAUGCAGUUGUAAUGUAUUAUGGAGUCUACCUAAAAGAGAAGAUACGGGACCCUAGAACAACUUAUUCCUCAGCAUGGACGAAAUUUUAUAAGAAAAAAAAGUUGAUCUUCUGGCAUCAUGUUUUGCUUCCAGUCAUUGGAUUCCCAAUCUCAAAUUUUUCCUGGAUAAGGCAGGACCGCGGCGACUUCUUUAUUGGAUGUUUGUUUAUGUCAGAGAUGAGUACUCCUUUUCUGUCCCUUAGAGCAGUAUUGGCCAAGCUCGGCAAGAAAAACUCACUGGCAUAUAUUGUAAAUGGUGUUACCCUGGCUGUUGUGUUUUUUGUAUUUCGCGUUCUUGUCUAUCCAUACAUGUAUUGGCGCUUUGCUGUUUACAAAAACAUCAGUCUACUGGAGGUUCCUUUCAAUAUUCCUAUCCCAUGCAAUGUAGCUUGCUUCAUGCUUAUGUCUCUACAAGUAAACUGGUCCUUUGUGAUCAUCAAGGGGUGUUUGCGGUACCUCUAUCGGCCAGGUGUCAGCAAAGAACCUCCCCCAUGUCACACGAGCAGUGAUGAAGCACCUGGGGUCCAUACAAGGACUGGUGAUGCAUCAAAUUCGAAUGGACUGGUCAUAGAUCAUGCACAUAAAAAUGAUUAAAGUGGUACACUUCUGGAUGUGAUCAGCUCACACAGAUGGUUUCCACAAAACAUUAUUGAAGCUUAUUGGCACUUUCUACUUGCGGUGAUAUCACAUCUGCAAGACAUUCACAUGAAGACUUAUCUAUAUUCCAGAUAAUAUGCAGUUAACAUAGAUUUUUUAGGCUUAGGUAUGCUUACAAAAGGAGACUGGCAGGGAUUACAGAAUAGCUUUUUCCAGCUUCUCUGUGACAUCUGCCACAUUAGUGAGAAAACCCAAAACAUUUUUAGCAAGUUUUAGCAAGUUGCUUCAAGCAUAGAAAUGUAUGUACUACAUUCAGAUAUUUGAGACAGAACAAGAUGCAGAGUUGUGUGUGUAUGUGUGCUACCUUUAGGGUAGAUGGAAGCUUGCUUAGAAUUCAGAUGAGCUUUUGCUGUUGUCAACCUCAUAUCUUGGUAGUGAUUAAUGGUUCCACCCUGGCCUACUGGAGGCUUAAAUUUGGAAGUAUACUUUAACAAUCCCACUUCCAUGCAAGAAAUGCCAGAAUCAUAUCUGCCCUGUUUUAUAUCCUUCAAGUAUAAUUUAAAAAGCAAGAUAUAAUGGUAGUUCUUGCCAUUGCUUGCUAUUAAUGGAAUUUACACCAAAUAUUUUGAGGGAUAGCAGAUGGAUCGCCUAGCAGUUGAAAUAUGCCAUGUUAUUCAAAAAUUCAAAUUCUUUAUAAAUUAUUAUACAGCAUGUAUAUUUGAUAUGUCAUUCGAUUCAAUUUUCAAUAUUCGAAGGUUUUCCUUUGACUUGUAAAGAAAACGGUUUCAGAUAUUUUAAAAGGAUUUCAGGUCCUUACAUUAUUUAAGAAUUAAAAGAAUGUAUUUAAUGAAUGUGCUUACUAAAUAUAAUGAAUUUGUAUGCUAAUCCAAAAUAUAGCAUACUUUCAAAUUUUAAACUUUGAUAUUGUAUAUUUCUAAAGUUUUCUUGUUAUUCCAUUGGUGUUUUUUUUUUAAGAAGUGACUCAAAUUUGAUAAUACAUUGAUCAUUGCUGA